AUCAGUCCCUCUAACCCAAACAAUUAAAAACCGAAACGCAUACAUAGAGAGCCAAUCUCUCACUCUCACUUCCUCCCUCAGAGUCACUCUAAAACCCUAUUUCUUGCUCUGCUCUCUCUCUCUCUCAAGCUUUUACAAUGGACGAGGCGAAGCUGAACCAACUGAAGCAUUUCGUCGAACAGUGCAAGGCCGAUCCCUGCGUUCUUAGCGAUCCUUCGCUCUUGUUCUUCCGCGACUACCUCGAAAGUCUCGGCGCUACGAUCCCUGCCCAUUCUCACAGUCACGGCGAUUCCAAAUCGAAGAGCUAUGUGGUGGAGGAGAGCGACGACGACAUGGCGGAAGCUGAAGCCGCUCAAGUCCAUGUCGAAGAAGAAGAGGAAGAUGAGAUAAUCGAAUCCGACGUUGAGCUCGAGGGCGACACUGUGGAGCCUGACAAUGAACCUCCUCAGAAGAUGGGAGAUGCGUCGGUUGAGGUCAGUGAUGAGAACCGCGAGACCUCUCAGGCAGCAAAAUCCAAAGCUGUCGAGGCCAUUUCAGAAGGUAACUUGGAGGAAGCGAUUGAGCAUCUCACGGAGGCAAUUUUGCUCAACCCUACUUCAGCAAUUAUGUACGGCACCAGAGCUAGUGUGUACAUCAAAAUGAAGAAACCUAAUGCCGCUAUUCGUGAUGCCAAUGCUGCCCUAGAGAUCAAUCCUGACUCUGCUAAAGGCUACAAGUCUCGCGGCAUAGCACGAGCAAUGCUUGGUCACUGGGAAGAGGCUGCCAAGGAUCUUCACUUGGCAUCGAAGUUAGAUUAUGAUGAAGAAAUAAGUGCUGUACUUAAGAAGGUUGAACCAAAUGUGCACAGGAUUGAGGAACACCGUCGGAAGUAUGAUAGGCUUCGCAAAGAAAGGGAGGAUAAAAGGAUUGAACGCGAGAGACAACGCCGCCGUGCUGAAGCUCAGGCUGCGUAUGAUAAGGCUAAGAAGCAAGAGCAGUCAUCUUCUAGUAGAAGGCCAGGAGGCAUGCCUGGUGGGUUUCCAGGAGGAAUGCCUGGUGGGUUUCCAGGAAUGCCAGGAGGCUUCCCAGCAGGCAUGGGUGGAGGGUUUCCAGGGGGCAUGCCUGGAGGCUUCCCAGCAGGCAUGGGUGGUGGCUUUCCAGGAGGAGCAUCUGGAGGUGCAUCUGGAGGUUCGCCUAGGGGUGGUGCGCCUGGGGGUUUCCCUGGUAGCACACCAGGAGGGGUGCCCGGAAAUGUUGAUUUUAGCAAAAUAUUGAAUGACCCUGAACUGAUGUCUGCGUUUAGUGAUCCAGAAGUCAUGGCUGCUCUUCAAGAUGUAAUGAAGAACCCUGCUAACCUUGCAAAGCAUCAAGCAAAUCCCAAGGUGGCUCCUAUAAUUGAAAAGAUGAUGAGCAAAUUUGGAGGACCCAAGUGAAAGUCGAGUUGUCAUGAUGUUUUUGGCAGAUGAACUUUCAAGACUUGAGAUGGUGCGUGACAUUGUGCUAUACAAGACGGUUUCAUGUCCGGUAGCUUGUUAAAAUUCUAUAGCUGUGUUACCAUUACUUUUACAGCAACUCUAAUGGAAUGAUCGUGUUUAACCCUGCAUUAUCAUUGGUUGCCUUGGGCAAGUUUAUCAUAUAUACUGAAGUGUUGAAAAGGGUUUCAGAUUCUUUUGUUCUUAA
This is a messenger RNA of Prunus persica (peach), 1659 nucleotides long. RefSeq names its product FAM10 family protein At4g22670. Lineage: Eukaryota; Viridiplantae; Streptophyta; Magnoliopsida; Rosales; Rosaceae. Gene Ontology annotation, molecular function: Hsp70 protein binding; protein dimerization activity. Bases 138 to 1412 code for a protein of 424 amino acids. The transcript is spliced from 11 exons. The record is from RefSeq and is a predicted model, not a curated record.